This is a messenger RNA of Schistocerca piceifrons (Central American locust), 1770 nucleotides long. RefSeq lists its product as uncharacterized. The record is from RefSeq and is a predicted model, not a curated record. Lineage: Eukaryota; Metazoa; Arthropoda; Insecta; Orthoptera; Acrididae. The coding region runs from base 1 to 1770 and encodes 589 amino acids. Gene Ontology annotation, cellular component: nucleus. The transcript has a single exon.
AUGGGAGUCGACGGGCUGUCGAAAUACGCCAGAGACCAUAACCUCUACCAGGUGGUGAACAUGCGGACCGUUGCCAACGACUUCAGGAGGAGAUACACAGGCGAGCCUGUGGUUGCUGUGGACGGGCCUCAGUGUGCUUGGUACUUGUCCAGGAAGCUGGGAUCUCUUCAUGGCGGGCAGUACAAGGAGUUCCGGGAAAGGUGCGAGCAGUUUGUUGAGCAGUUCCGUCGCAUAGGUUUAAGCUUACAUUUCGUCUUCGAUGGGGCUCCAGUAGAAGAGAAAAUUUCAACAUGGGUGAAGAGAAGAGAGGAUAAGGCAAAGGAAAUCAGCAAAUUUUUUGCAAAAUUGCGUACAGAUCAAGCCAAGGGGUAUCUCAGCUGUGGAUUCAGGAUCUUACCCGAAGCUGUAAUACCCUGUGCGUCGGUCUUUUUCAGGCACCUUGGCUGUCAGGUGUGUUUGUCUACAACUGACUGCGACACUGAACUGGCACAGUUCGCAGCCACCAAGGCGUGCUGCGUUGGCGUACUGUCCGACGAUUCAGAUUUCCUCAUAUACAGUGGUGUACCUUGCGUCUUCACCUUUACUGGUCUGCAGAUCGGCAACAAAGUGAGGGCAUUGCGUUUCCAGUCGACCGUGAUCGCCUCACAUCUAGGCAUAGUGGUUGAUAACCUCCCAGCUUUUGCAUCUUUUGUGGGCAACGACAUCGUCAGCAAGAAGGCUUUAAAGAAGCCGCACAGAAACCUGAGACGGAUGUAUGGGUCCAAGGUCGUAAUAGAACUCGUAGCAGAGUUGUUGAAGGGAACGCCGAGGGGUGAUGUCAGCAGAAUGUGUGAGGUGGCUGUCGGUAAGAGUGGUAAGAAAGCUCAGAAACUGGAGAAACUGGUCCAGGAAAGUGUUUAUAGUUACCAGUAUCAUGUGGGGGUGUCAAUGACAGCUAAAAAUGACCCAAGAUGGGAUGCAGUGCUCCAACGGGUAAAAGUCAAACAUGUGUCCUGUGAGAUUCCCCGGAACAUCUUCACAGUGAUGAAGUGCCGCCUCAUGCGAUUUGGAGACGUACUUGAGGAUCUGUCCAUAAGUCGCCCAAACUUUCCUCCAACUUUUCUGGCUCUGCGAGCCAUGCGAUCCAGGAUGUACACAGUGCUCUUGUGGAAUAGCGGUAAUGGACCAUUCCGAGUGACCGAGUAUAUACUGACUGGGUUAGGGCAGGUGCGUAAAGAGACUGUGGUGGUCCAGAAAACACUGCCAGAAGGAGUCCACCACCCAGACCCCUUAGAACUGUGGUCGGGCCCGAAGGAUCGCCGUUGGUGUACCUUCAAUUGGGUGAUAUCGCCGACCAAAGACCUCUCUGUUUUUCGGGCACUGUCUCCACAGUACCUGGUCGUACCCACAGCGGCGCUCUUUUACUUGUACCACGAGGCCCAAAUCUUAACAAGGGACGAGUUGAGGAUUUUUGUGAUUGUUGCUGUGUCUGUGAAAAGUUUGUCUGCGAGACAAGUGUCCAGACGUCGCGUCAAAAUCCGAACAGAACGCGCCAUCUACCUGGCCACGCUCUUCGUGCGCACCGUCCUCCAGGUCUUGGACGUUGCUGCAGCUUGUGGUUUAUCCUUCCCACGGCCAGCUGACUGUCAUCUGGAUGCCUAUUUCGAUGGUAAAUUUUUUCACCACAUCUACAGCAAGUCAGAAUCUACCACUGAUCCAAGCGCUUUCACUGAGUGGGACAAGGCACAUGAACGCACAUUCAGUCGUCUUAUGAACAUAAUACAGCAAUGA